AUGAUUCAAUGGGGGUCGUUCCUCGGGACCCUCAUUUCCGACUUGCACCAAGCACCAGCCAAUGAAACGACAGCGUUGCGAGAUCUGGUUGGUAACGUCACGGGCCGACUUUCAAUCGACGAAAAGCUGAGAAUGGAUGUUGAUGAGUUUGUCAACAUUGACAACGAAACAGAGACAUUUGCUAAUAUCAGCGACGAGCAGAUUCUUGAAAGUGUUAAACAGAUUCACGACGAAACGACUGAUGACCAGGAAGAAGAAGAGGUAUCUGUCCAUGAUACUCGACAUACUGGACACAGAAGAGGAAAUGUAGGAUACCACCCACAGCCAGGUGCCAGUAUUGCAGACUGGUGUUCAUGCAACAACUGCAGAGAGAUGCCAACUCCUGCAGAACGGCUGUGUUGUAGGAAGAACCCACAGAACUGUCUCACGUUAUUACCAGAUUUUAUUGUCCUGAUACUGGAUGAGGCUGUCCUGUCACUGGCCAGGUUGUACCGGCAAGAUAAGUUUGCCCUCCAAUUUAUUCUCUGGCAGCAUGGUCGACUGGGUGUUGGAGAUCGAAGGGUCAUUCCAUCGUGCAGUGUGUGGAAGAUCAGAGACAAAUUUCCAGAUCCAUUCGGACAGUACACCGGAUUCAAGCCAUCUAUACUUACUUGA
This is a messenger RNA of Gigantopelta aegis, 654 nucleotides long. RefSeq lists its product as uncharacterized. The record is from RefSeq and is a predicted model, not a curated record. Lineage: Eukaryota; Metazoa; Mollusca; Gastropoda; Neomphalida; Peltospiridae. The transcript is spliced from 4 exons. The coding region runs from base 1 to 654 and encodes 217 amino acids.